Molecule: messenger RNA, 2368 nt
Organism: Cucurbita maxima (winter squash)
Lineage: Eukaryota; Viridiplantae; Streptophyta; Magnoliopsida; Cucurbitales; Cucurbitaceae
Product: jacalin-related lectin 3-like
Exons: 7
Coding region: 452-2230 (592 amino acids)
Molecular function (GO): carbohydrate binding
Source: RefSeq, a predicted model, not a curated record
UUUUCCUCUCCAACCGAUGUGAGAUCUCACAUCGUGCCUACUUAAGUCACUUUUAGCUGCGGAAGGUCAAAUUUCACACUAUUAAAUUUUUGCCUUCAAUGUUUGUUUAUUAGAUGGAAUGUGCAUAAUGAUUAGCUGGUGCGUCUCUAGUUAAGAUUCCAUACCUAGGAUACUAAGCGAAUCACCAUAUUUUAAGCUAAUGUCGAUGAGAAUAAUACUGAUGCCAAACAGAUUAGACUCCAUUGCGAAGAGCCACUAUUUGUUCUGUUUUCUUUAACAUUAGAUUCUCUACUAAAUCUUUCCCCUCCGUAGUGAAGAUUGGAAUCUAACUCCAUUUGAAAAGCUUUUAAAUCCUCACAAUUGGUAUUGCACACUGCAGUUGUGCACAGGCAUCAAAGUUUAAGAGAAUUGUUGCUCUCUUCACUCUUUCAUUGUUGUUUCUGUCGCAAGAAUGCAGAGUUUUGAUGAUUCUCAAAAGAUCAAGCCAGUCUCGGCUGGACCCUUUGGAGGACCAGGUGGGAACAAGUGGGAUGAUGGGGUUUUUUCGAGUAUCAGGCAGUUGGUAAUUUCUCAUGGAGCUGGUAUCGACUCCAUUAAGAUUCAAUAUGAUGUGAAGGGAACGCCAAUUUGGUGUGAUAGACAUGGAGGAAAUGGUGGCACUAAAACAGACACGGUGAAACUUGACUUCCCGGACGAGUACUUGACGAUGAUCCGAGGACACUACGGUAGCUUUGUGUCAUAUGACCAAAUUUUCGUUCGAUCCCUGACAUUUAUGAGCAACAAAAGGAAGUAUGGACCUUACGGGGUCGAACUCGGAAGAGUUUUCUCAUUCCCAACGACCGAGGGCAAGCUUGUCGGGUUCCAUGGCAGGAGUGGAUUGUACUUGGAUGCCAUUGGAGUUUACCUAAAGCCUAUGUCAAUACAAACGCCAUCUAAAGCAAUUGUUCAAUCACAGAGUUAUGUUGCUACUAAGACAGAAAGUGAAGGCUAUUCAAUUAUACAAGGAAGUGUUGGCCAAAAUUAUGAUAUUGUUCUUGCUGUAAAGCAGAAGGAUGAACUCAAAAAGCCCCUUCCAUCAAGCUCCUCAAGCUCAGAAUCAAGUGAUGAUGAAUCCAUAACGAAGAGGCCUGUUAAGAAAGGACCUUCUAAAGCUGAAAAUGUUGUGCCAUGUGGACCCUGGGGUGGCUCAGGAGGAACUGCAUUUGAUGAUGGAUGUUACACUGGCGUUAGACAAAUUAAUAUAUCGCGCAAUGCCGGGAUCGUAUACAUAAAAGCUCUGUAUGCUUGCGAUGAGGAAUCAAUAUGGGGAAGCCGGGCUGGUGGAAAUGUAGGAUUCAAACAUGACAAGGUUAUCUUCGACUAUCCAUACGAAAUCUUGACUCAUGUAACUGGACACUAUGGUCCUGUAAUGUACAUGGGACCUAACGUUAUCAAGUCGCUUACAUUCCAUACUACAAAAGCCAAGUACGGACCAUUUGGGGAGGCACAAGGAACCCCUUUCAGUACCAACGUCAAAGAGGGGAAGAUUAUUGGAUUUCAUGGCAGGAAAGGUCUGUUCCUCGAUGCGCUCGGUGUGCACAUAGUAGAAGGAAAGGUGACCCCGGCGUCUCGUCCUCCCUCUGGUGAUAUCGUUCCUGCUACACAACCACUUCUCGAAAACGAGAGCGCUCAUUGGACUAAGAAACUUGCUCCUUCAAAUGGAAGACCACUUGAAGAGAUGGCUCGUGUAGUAAAAGAACCAGCUCCCUGUGGACCGGGACCGUGGGGUGGGGAUGGAGGAAAACCGUGGGACGAUGGAGUGUUUUCUGGCAUUAAACAAAUAUACCUGACCAAAUCUCUUGAAGCUUUUUGUUCAAUCCAAAUUGAAUAUGAUCGAAACAAGCAAUCAGUUUGGUCAGUUAAGCAUGGAGGAAACGGUGGAAUGACCAUGCAUCGGGUAAAGCUGGAUUAUCCACACGAAGUGUUGACUUGUAUCUCGGGAUAUUACGGUUACAUCGGUAAAGAUGAACGACAACAAGUUAUAAAGUCGCUUUCUUUACACACAAGUAGGGGGAAGUUCGGACCGUUCGGGGAGGAGAUAGGAACCUUUUUCACGUCGACGAUAACCGAGGGGAAGGUGGUUGGCUUCCAUGGGAGGAGCAGCUUGUACUUGGACGCCAUUGGAGUUCACAUGCAGCACUGGCUAGGUAGCCAAAGAUCAUCCAAGUCGUCCAUGUUUAGACUGUUCUGAUCUGAAACUGAAGAACAAAUAAAGCUUGGAUGGAGCAAUAUGGUUCCAUUAAUAAUCUAUUCUGAAUGUUUGGCUUAGUCAAAGGAAGCCUCAGUUUGAUAUUAUUAGUAAAAUGUAAUAAAAAGUACUAUAAAACAG